Messenger RNA from Zymoseptoria tritici IPO323, 2675 nucleotides. RefSeq lists its product as uncharacterized. NCBI's taxonomy places the organism in Eukaryota, Fungi, Ascomycota, Dothideomycetes, Mycosphaerellales, Mycosphaerellaceae. The record is from RefSeq and is a predicted model, not a curated record. The transcript is spliced from 6 exons. The coding region runs from base 1 to 2481 and encodes 826 amino acids.
AUGCAAUUCAACCGCCUCUUCCUCACUGUCCUCGCUGGCCUCCUCUACGCCGCCCAGGUCCACGCCGAUACCGUCGAUUACGGAGACCAUGGGCACUGCGAUGACACGGUUGCAUGCAACAACUCUCCGCGCGAGAUAUGCCACUGUGGAGCACACCAAGAACAUCAGGGUGUCUGCUCGCAGUCCGGCUCUCGACGGAUGUCGUAUGAGUCAGGACUUGCUGGCGGAGCAGUUGAGCUCUGGAAGCGCCGUAGGACUGCUCGACCCACUAUGGAGAAUACGACGUUGUUCCUCUGCAUCGAACGCGCAGUCAUCGGUGAAUUGCCCUUUGUCGAUCUGACUCUUGAGGCACCUCACGGCCACCUCACGAUUUCCAAAGGACAGACGUCAUUGCGAGCUUUGAAAGCGACAAUCAACCAGCAAUUUGGUUCACUCCACGCCUCCGUCACGCGACCGCCGCAUCCCUCUUACCUAUUCACCAACGAUACAUACCUGGGCUCAACAAGCGUACCAUACCACCACCUUCGUCACACAUCCGACCGACCGCUCGCAGUGACAACGCCGUGCGGAGCCUGGCUCCAACGAUCUCUCGACUCGAAAAGUGUCUCACACCUCACCAUGGCCGACACAACACCGCAGGAGAGGGAGCUCGUGUACUGUCACCAGUGCGAGAACGAGUGGUAUCGCGAUGAACACGGCAUAGUAUGCCCAGAGUGUCAGUCUGACUUCACCGAGGUCAUCGAGGCAGAUCACGACCCGCGCGCCGAAGAGGAAGACGACUUUGCACCAGACCCUGAUGAGGAUGACAUCGACCAGUUCCACUGGCAGAGAAAUGGUCCAGGAGAAGCACCGGGAGGACAUUUGCAUGGCACAAUCAGGAGGAAUAUCACGCUGAAUCCGGGACAACAACCUCAAGCAGGAGGAGGCGGCCUGCUAGGAGGGUUGAUGGGAAUGGUUGCACCUAUGCUGCGAAAUGCGAUGGAUCCGUCUCAACAGCAGCAACAAGCGCAUCAGGGCGGUCACGCCACUGCGCCAGGAUCGCCCGAACAAGGUGGCCAACCACACGGAAGUGGCACCUUUGUCCGUGCAGGAUCUGGGCCUGGAUUCUCAUACACAAUCACAACCUCAAGCACAGGUGGUCUCUACCCGCGAGACGCCAAUCACCCGCAGCCGAUGCAAAAUCAACCCGCCGAGUUUGCCGGCAUCAUGGCACAAAUGAUGGCGAAUAUCGGAGCCAUGGGUGGACCUGGAUUUGGAGGAGGACCGCGGCACGGUGGACCUGUCUUCAUGGGAGCUGGUGGCGGUCCGAUGGGUCUCGACGAUGUGCUCGGCAUGUUUGGAAUGCCGCCCGGCGGACAACACGGCGAUGCAGUCUAUAGUCAGCAAGCACUCGACCGCGUCAUCACACAAUUGAUGGAGCAACACCAAGCCGGAAACGCCCCCCCACCAGCAUCCGCAGAAGCCAUCGACUCCUUGCCGAAGCGACAGAUCACAGCCGAAGAUCUUGUACCAGCGAGGCACUUCUUCAUACCCGUUCCCCUCCCCUGGCCGUGGCGAUGGCAGCCAGAGCAACCCUUUCACCAUUCCCGAAUCUCCGGAGCAGCAGCGCAGCAGCGCACCGCCUCCGAGCAGUGGAGUCCUCGCACUCAGAGCAGUUUCCCGUCUUUGUCCACACGCAACACCCGGCGUAGCAAAGUGGCAGCCAGCAUUCGCGAAACGACCUGCAGAGCUCUCCGAGCCAUGAGUCUUCGCAAUACGUGUCCAAGACAUUCAUCGGAGACGGAUCUGCAAAUCGCUGUGGCCCGGGAAAAUGCGCGGAAGAAUAUGACGGAGCGGAAGAGGCGACUGCUGGGGUACUUCAGAAGCCAGGGAAGAGGCGGACUUGAUGGAGAUGAUUCGAUCGACGAGGAAGACGAGGAGAAGAGGAAGAUCCGUGCCAGAAGCCUGUUUAUGUUGUGGGUGCAGGUGAACGUAGUGCCUGCGACACGGCGCAUUCAAACACAGAUGGAAAGAGUUUGGGAAUGCGGACGAAUACUCGCGGCCACAGCUGCUGAGCCUGGAUCUCGAGAUGAUGGUCAUUACAAAUCUCUCUAUACAGAUGCGGACGACAAGAGCGAUGUCUUUGUCCUUCCGGAAAAGCAAUCGGAUCUAACCAACAACGACCAAUCCGACAUUUCAGCGAACACUCAGGUGGACCGAUCCGACCAGCGACUCGUGUUCGGCCCAUGCCAGAGAUCCCACGAGUAUGAGAGCCUAGAGCUCGCCCUGAUCAUGCGGCGACCAGUGGUUCUCGUUCGAAGUUUCGCAGAAUACCUCGCGGUACUGAGGGUUGCAUCGGAUGCCAGAGAGUCGGUUGUGGUUAUUCAAUUGGACGUCCGCCAACGAUGGGCUCUUGUGAUAAAGAGGGCGGGAUGCCUGAUGACUCCAAGCAUGUGGAGGCAAUACGCAGUACUUGGCCGAGGAGCCGGCGGCCAUCAAUAACGGGGUGUCAGUUGAGAAAGGGAUUCGUCUUGAUGGAUGCAUGGCAAGCAAUGCGCCUGCUUGACAGACUGGGAACGAGGCUUGAGCAUUCCUGAGCGCACACCUGAGAGGAAGGAGCAACGAGGCUGGACCCUGAGACCUACGAGCAUCAUUGUUUCUAUUCAUAGAUGAUUCAAACCACGGUAUUGUACCUG